This is a messenger RNA of Myxozyma melibiosi, 838 nucleotides long. RefSeq lists its product as uncharacterized. NCBI's taxonomy places the organism in Eukaryota, Fungi, Ascomycota, Lipomycetes, Lipomycetales, Lipomycetaceae. The transcript has a single exon. The record is from RefSeq and is a predicted model, not a curated record. The coding region runs from base 384 to 611 and encodes 75 amino acids.
UCCCUUGCCUUUAUACUAUAACGGAAUAGCCAAGCUAAAAGCAGAUGUUCAGCACCGAAGAUAUCAUCCACUAGAAGUAAGGCGAGCUGAAGUAUAGAGUUCAGUGCAUAAUUGCCAGCCUUCUCGACUUAUCCCGUUCGUCGAUCCUCUCAAGCCCAAUAACGUUAUAUCGAGUCCAUCCUGCUACAGGACUUGAGAUUUAUAAUUUGGUUGAUGAGAGGUAGCUGUUAUUGCUCUAUUUCGUCAUAUAACGCCUUCUGUUCUUGCGAUUUUAGCUUGAGUUCUGUGAUGUAGUCUUACUGAUCGUUUCUAUUGUCGUGAUAACAGAGUGAAUGAGAGAUACCAUUCACUCGCACGUCUGACUGAUUACUGCUAUACAAUAAAUGCAACUGAUGCUGUGUAUAGUAGGACCUCUUCAGCGCAGUAAACUGCUGAUAGUACUCUACCAUUUGCCUGCCUCACUGUGCUCCUGUUUCUCGCUGCCCUUCUGCAUUCCUUCUCUGAUAGCAACACCGUUAAUAGCAUUUGAGUUGCCGACAACCUAUUUGAGGGGAUGUAGAGUGACUUGGUAUUCCGAAUACGGAGCUUGUGUGAAUUCGCCUCCAGCUUGAAUGCCACUUGCAGAAGCGACUGUACUGUCUGACUAGGCUCGAGAGAACUGCUGUCAAUUUGAAUGACAUAGCUGCAACAUCUUCCAUCUUCAUACUUAUAUCGAGGAUAAUAAAUUGCUGAACGCCAACUGAAAUCUUAUGAGAAAGCUGUUUGGAACACCAGAGCAAUCAACACCAACGUCGUCAGCGAGAGCACCCACGAGCGACGCACAUCUAAUCUCUGGAAU